Messenger RNA from Danio aesculapii, 661 nucleotides. RefSeq lists its product as uncharacterized. The coding region runs from base 1 to 438 and encodes 145 amino acids. The record is from RefSeq and is a predicted model, not a curated record. The transcript is spliced from 2 exons. Lineage: Eukaryota; Metazoa; Chordata; Actinopteri; Cypriniformes; Danionidae.
AUGACCAUGCUGGAGUCACAUGACCAUGAGCACAUGCCAAUCAUCUCUGCCACACCUGCGCAGCUUCCUCUUGUUCCUCCUCCUCCUCCUGCUCUUCCUCCUCCUCCUCUUCCUGCUCCUCCUCUUGCUCCUCCUGCUCCUCCUCUUGCUCCUCCUGCUUCUGCUGCUCCUUCUUCUCCUCCUGUUCCUUCUCCUCCUGCUGCUCCUCCUCUUGCUCCUCCUCCUUCUUUUGCUCCUCGUCCUGCUCCUCCUCCUCUUGCUCCUCCUGCUCCUCCUCUUGCUCCUCCUCCUCCUCUUGCUCCUCCUCCUCCUCCUCCUGCUCCUCCUCAUGUUCCUUCUGCUCCUCCUCUUGCUCCUCCUCCUGCUCCUCCUCUCCUCCUCCUCCAGGGUUGUAGAGUUGUGCAGAUCUCCAGAUUGAUGGUGGACAGCGCAGGCUGAACUCCUCCAGCUUCACCCAGAGUGCUGCGUGACGGCGGUACAUCAGCACACGUGUAGACGAGCGGAUCUGCAGUGUGUGUCAUCAGCUGAUAUUAAUAUUCUGAUCAAUCAUGUUAUCUGUUGCCAAACGCUUUUCUGCUGUAGAACUGAGGCAGAGUCCUCCUCCUCCUCCUCCUCAUGUGUGUAACUGUAUGUUCUGUGGAUUAAAUACAGUUGGACAGCU